Messenger RNA from Hevea brasiliensis (rubber tree), 1853 nucleotides. RefSeq names its product probable protein phosphatase 2C 47. Gene Ontology annotation, molecular function: cation binding; protein serine/threonine phosphatase activity. Gene Ontology annotation, biological process: protein dephosphorylation. The transcript is spliced from 5 exons. Bases 536 to 1690 code for a protein of 384 amino acids. The record is from RefSeq and is a predicted model, not a curated record. Lineage: Eukaryota; Viridiplantae; Streptophyta; Magnoliopsida; Malpighiales; Euphorbiaceae.
UGCUAAUAAACCUGCGCAGAACACAAGGCCACCUCUGCCUCUGAAAAACCACAUACGUGUCAGUACCUCAUCUCCUGUUCGAUCGCUACAAUGGCGACCGGAAAACCUGCAACCCGCACUCACCCAACCACAUGCAAUAAACGUUCUCUUUCCUCUCAACGGUCCUCCGUUCCCUACUUCUGUGCUAUGGUUUUAACCUUUAAUCCUCUUCUCUAUCCUUCUGAUUCUUUCACAUGGAUUGAACAACACUUCUCUAAUCUUUCAUUUCUUUUCCUUUUGAAUACAAGAAAUGGGGAGCUGCAAUUUUCCUGGUUGGAAAAGAGCUGGUUAUGUCUUCCAAAUUCUUGAUUAGGGUUCAUCUGAAUCUUCGAUCGUGUGCUUGGCUUGCAACAGUUGGUGACAGCUAUCUUUUGCUGUCUGGGACCUUGGGAUUCAUGUCUUUAAGCUAUGGGUGUGUCCAGCUUAGUGUAGUUUUUUUUAAUCAUUUUAGUUUAUUUUUGUGCUUUUGGGAUUGAAAAUGGAUUAAGGUUGGACAAUGGCUUCAGCGACUGAUGUUUCACAUCAGAUAUCAACAUGGGAUGUUGGAUGUACUAACAGUAAUAGCAGUUUGCCUGCCAUGGACAAUGAAAACGAUGAUGCUUCUGAGAAUUUGAGCCAAUCGAAAGCUGGCAAACCUCCAAGAAACCUCUCUUGCAUGAGGCAUUGCAGCAACACAGCAUUUUUGACAGAUCCUGAAUUAGAUAUUGGAGUUAUCUGCUUGAAGUCGCCAUCAACUGAGAAUUCUGGAUUUCUACCUAUAUUUCGCUCAGGAAGCUCUUCUGAGAAAGGACCAAAGCAAUACAUGGAGGACGAGUACAUAUGCGUGGACAAUCUACAUCAAUAUUUUUCUAGGGCUAUAAACUGCCCUUCUCCUGUAGCAUUUUAUGGGGUGUUUGAUGGGCAUGGUGGCGUUGAUGCAGCGUCAUUUACCAGAAAGAACAUUCUUAAUUUUAUCGUUGAAGAUUCACAAUUUCCAUCUGGUAUGAAAAAAGCAAUUAAGAGUGCCUUUGUGAAGGCUGAUCAUGCACUUGCUGAUACUAAAGCUGUUGAUAGUUCCUGUGGCACUACUGCUUUGACUGCUCUUAUCUUGGGAAGGACCAUGCUCAUCGCCAAUGCUGGUGAUUCUAGAGCUGUGUUGGGCAAACGAGGAAGAGCAAUUGAACUGUCGAAAGACCACAAACCUAACUGCACCUCUGAGAGAAUAAGAAUUGAGAGACUAGGAGGUGUAAUUUAUGAUGGCUACCUUAAUGGUCAAUUAUCCGUGGCACGUGCUCUUGGUGAUUGGCAUAUUAAGGGUGCUAAAGGUUCAAAAAGCCCCUUGAGUGCUGAGCCAGAGUUGGAAGAGAUUAACCUGACUGAAGAAGAUGAGUUUUUGAUAAUUGGUUGUGAUGGUCUGUGGGAUGUGAUGAGCAGCCAGUGUGCAGUCACAAUUGUGAGGAAGGAACUCAUGAUCCAUAAUGAUCCUGAGAGGUGCUCAAAAGCACUUGUCAAGGAGGCACUCCAGCGCAACACAUGCGACAAUCUGACUGUCGUCGUGGUCUGUUUCUCUCCUGAUCCACCUCCUAAGAUUGAAAUGCCUAGAUCUCAUAAAAGGAGGAGUAUAUCAGCCGAGGGGCUGGAUCGUCUCAAAGGCGUGUUGAAUGCCGAUUGAACAAAAACUGGUUGCAUCUUGUAUAAAAGAGUUCCACAGUUGGUGAGGGAUUUUUACAAGUAAAUUCUGCUAGUUCAACCUGCUGCCGCUGGAAAAUGCUGAUUUCUUGAACCUAAACAUCCUGUAUAUUUGAGAUUCUUAUUUUGAAGAGUUAAUUAGUAUC